UUUGUUUAAAAUGUAAGGGUGCAUAUUUUUGAUUUCUCAAAGAAAACAUUUAAAGUCUUAUUAGUGUUGUAAAUAGAAAUGAGAAGUUUUAACUGAAGUGUGAAUGUGUAGACAAGAAGAUAAACAGCAGAAUCAUUCCCAGUCAAAGUUUCAGACACAAAGCAAUGAGGAGCAGCCUGGAGCAACACAUUUGAUCUUCAGUGGCUUUACAAAGGACCAAGUGAUGGCAGAACUGAAGCCAUAUGCCUCAAAAGAGAAAGGUACAGCAAAGCUCUUCAGAAUGCUAUUCAAUAUAGAAGAGAUUAAAGGCCGCUCAUUGUUUGGUAUGAGGAAAGGGAACAGAGAGUCUGACGCCAGACCUUCUUGUGCAGACAAGGCAAAACUUAAGUUCUUGGAAGAUUGUGCGCUCGAAAAGUUGCCGACAACCUAAAGGACUGAACUCAAACCGUCCAGGAAUAGCAAGAUAAACUGAAGAAAAUAAAAGGACUAAUGUUUUGCUAUUUUUUGAGACAAUAUAUAAUUUCAUAUGGAAACAUUAAAAAGGAUUAUUUUUAAAAUUUGUUUGUUUCCAAUUCAGGGUACAGGGUGACUUUCAAGCAGUUUCCAGCUAUUGCCACCCACAAGGUGGAAAAUUUCUGAAAGGGUGAAAAUAGGUGGCAUUUAGUGGAAACUGAAUUUGCCACUAUCUGGUGGCAAAAUGGUGGAAAAGUGUCUAAAUACUCCACCAAUUUUCCACCCUUAUGGUGGCAAAAGGUGGAAAUAAGUGGCAUUUGGUGGAAAAUAAGUUUGCCACUCAAUGGUGGCAUAAUGGUGGAAAUUUGUCUAAAUACUCCACCAAUUUUCCACCAUUUAUAUGGUGGCA
This is a messenger RNA of Ruditapes philippinarum (Manila clam), 862 nucleotides long. RefSeq lists its product as uncharacterized. The coding region runs from base 104 to 430 and encodes 108 amino acids. Lineage: Eukaryota; Metazoa; Mollusca; Bivalvia; Venerida; Veneridae. The record is from RefSeq and is a predicted model, not a curated record. The transcript is spliced from 4 exons.